AUGAAGGUUGGCGACUCCAAGCCGAAACCAGCUGCCGUCGACUGUACGGACUGUACCGACGAAAGCCUCAUAAAACACCUGAAGCCGCUGUACUUUGUGUCAAAGUUGUUUUCUCUGAGUCCGUACCGACUGAUUUAUGGUCACAAUAAAAGAGCGCAGAUUUCUGUCCCAGGAAUGGUGCAGUCUCUGGUGGCCAUCGUACUUUACAGUGCUUUCCAUUUUUACACCAAUUAUAAUGAUGAUUUUACGGGAACUGCAAAAAGUAACCGGAUCUCGUCGGCAAACGAGUCGAGUAGUGCCGGAAAUGGGACAGGUGAUGGGGCUACCGUUUCGAUCAUGAUUGACAUCUACAGUCGGUAUUCGAUUCUGGUGUUGUACUGGAUACUGAUCACAGGUGCCGUCCUCAAUCAACGCAAUCUGAUUACGUCCUUAGAAUUGUUCGUUCAAGUGGAUGAAUUGUUUCGAACGCAGUUGGGAGUUGUUGUGCCUAACUCGAAAUGGAAAUGGCUAAUUUGCAUUCAAAUGAUGUUCGUCGUCGUUGCCAUCCUAGUGUUCGAGUGGUUCAACUGCUUAAUGUAUCUGAGCGAUUACGCGCCCACGUCCCAGUACUGCAUGCCCGAGUGCUACCUCACCCUACUAACGACUGUCACCGUGGAGUCUCAAUUCGUCGGUUACGUCAAAUUGCUGCAAAUGCGCUUUCAGCUCAUCAACCAGCUGCUAGAUCCACUAAAUGAGCAGCAUUCGGGAGCGGUUGAUGGUUUAUCCUCCGUGCAGAAUAAUCCAAAGUCGGAACUUAAUGAGCUGCGGUGGUGCGAAACGGAACUGUGCUCUCCUGCUGCUCGUGUAGCUGCUCGUAAUGCUGUCUUUGUUGCAAAUGUUGCGAAGAAACAGGAUCGAAUUUUCCAGCUGUUUUCGCACCAAACCGACGCUGAUAAUGUGUUCGUUGAAGGAAUGGUUCCGCCGAGGGAAUUGCUGCCGGAAGAGGCACAAGCAAACGUCGAGGAUCGUCACGUAUUCAAUGACGAGCUUGUAGAAGCAGCGAAGCGAUUGAAAUCGAAGAAAGCUCCCGGCCUGGAUGGUAUUCCAGACGUAGCACUGAGAGCUGCAGUCUUGGCAAACGCGCACAUGUUCAGGACGGUACUGCAGAGAUGCCUGGAUGAAGGCAGCUUCCCAGAAAUGUGGAAGAUUCAGAAGCUGGUAUUACUGCCAAAGCCUGGGAAGCCACCGGGGAAUUCGGCAUCGUUCAGGCCUAUAUGCUUGCUGGAUACACUCGGGAAACUCCAGGAAAGAAUCAUCCUCAACAGGUUGACGAAAUGUACGGAAGGCGAGCGCGGACUGUCGAAGAUGCAGUUCGGAUUCCGUAAAGGAUGCGAUUCGAACAGUAACGGGAUGUACGAUGGCGUCUUGACACUGCAGCUGCCCAGGAAAGUGAAAAUCGUGGGUUUUGCUGAUGACGUAUCCUUAACGGUGCUAGGCGAGACACUCGAAGAAGUGGAGGCAACAAUGUCGGAGACAAUGGGCGUCAUCGAGAUCAGGAUGAACGGAGUCAAGCUACAUAUUGCUCAUCAAAAAAUGGAGGUGCUGACUAAAGAUAAAGUUCGCGAAACUGCUAAACCCUUCAACCAUCCGGAUCAUAUUUCGAUUCGCGCGAUUAAUAUAUUACGAACAAAGGUUGCCCCAAUCAACCGAACAUCGGACUUCAGCAACCACUGGCCACCGAUUCCCGAAAGUUUAAUUAAACCCGGAACAAUAGCGUCGACUUAUUUCAGGACGAAAAUUAUAACCGACAUUAAAAAUGUAUAUGCACAUUUGCAUAUAUUAUCGGUGAAUAUUAAUAAAGCGUACGGGGUCCAGCUGCUGUUCAUCCUAGUAACGCAGUUCAUAACGUUAACCACAUUGCACUAUUCCUGCGUUAUGAAGGCACUCAGGAUUCUAAUACAGCGGCCAGCAUCGUACGAGGCUUUAAUUGAACGCUACUGGGAAUUGCUGAGCACCCUGUUCUGGGCCGCUGUUUUCAUCUUUCGUAUAUUUCGAAUCUGCAACAUUUGUAACUCGACAAAAAACGAGGCAGCGCGGAUUGGUUGCUACAUUCAUACUCCAGCGAUGCUCUCAAAUUGUAUUGAAACCAAAACAAAGGUCAAGCUGCUUUCAAUGCAUCUACUGCACCAGCCGGUGGAAUUUAUUGCGUGCGGUUUGCUUAACAUUGAUCACAGGCUGUUGUUUAGCAUCGCCGCUUCAGUCGCUACCUACAUAGUGAUAUUGCUUCAGUUUGAUAUUGCGCAGAAUAAAUCCGAAUGGCACCGAUCAUAA
Messenger RNA from Malaya genurostris, 2310 nucleotides. RefSeq lists its product as uncharacterized. Gene Ontology annotation, biological process: sensory perception of taste. Gene Ontology annotation, cellular component: membrane; neuronal cell body; dendrite. The transcript is spliced from 9 exons. Bases 1 to 2310 code for a protein of 769 amino acids. The record is from RefSeq and is a predicted model, not a curated record. NCBI's taxonomy places the organism in Eukaryota, Metazoa, Arthropoda, Insecta, Diptera, Culicidae.